This is a messenger RNA of Cynoglossus semilaevis (tongue sole), 8975 nucleotides long. Its product is annotated as trichohyalin. The coding region runs from base 2901 to 8753 and encodes 1950 amino acids. The transcript has 4 exons. Lineage: Eukaryota; Metazoa; Chordata; Actinopteri; Pleuronectiformes; Cynoglossidae. Gene Ontology annotation, molecular function: GTP binding. The record is from RefSeq and is a predicted model, not a curated record.
CACAAUCAGUUUAGCAAAGGGAAACGACAGUCCAUCAUUACUUCAAGAACCGAAGGUCAGGCAGUCCAGAACAUUGCAAAUCCUCUGAAUGGGUCCCCAAGUGCAGUGGCAAAAACCAUCGAGUGCUGCGACCAAACUGGCUUCUCCCAGGAAGGAAGAGCGAGAGUCAUCUCUGCUGCUGAGAAGGAGCUGAUCUGAGUCACCAGCCUCACAAAUCACCAGUUCAAUCAGCAGCCCAGAUUAGACGCCACAUAAAUGGCACACAGAGUUCUAGUAGCAGAGACAUCUGUACAUCAACCGUUCAGAGCAGAACCAGUCAGACCACAGCUGCUGCUGGGAAAAACAACAAGCAGAAGAGAUUUGUUUGGUCCAAGAAACAAGGAACAAGGAAUGGACAAUGACCGUGUCUUUGUGUGACACCCAAAAGAUGGUCUCUACAUGGUCCCUGCUGUGAAGCAGGGAGGAGGAGGAGGUGUGAUGGUGGUGGGAUGACAUACCAUCCCAGUCUGUAUUUAGUCUGACAAUCAUUUAUACUUUAACAGGACAAUGACUCAAAAAAACACCUGUAGGAAGAGCCAUGUGACCAAGAGUGCUGCGCCUUCACAGUCACCUGACCCUAACCCAGUCAGGUUGGUUUUAGAUGAACUGGACUGGAGGUAAAAGGACCAACAAGUGCUCACACAGUCAGUCAGAAGCAUAUAUAAAUGUAUAUAUGUCCGUAUAUAUAUAUAUGGUUCUGUGACUGACUGUCACAUAUAAAAGAAACAUGGAGGAGACAGAAAUCAACGGGUCUGACUGAUAAACAUGUUUUUCUGUUUCUUCCCUCUCCACCAACAGCACUAAUGGCAUUUUGAACAGAUUCUCUUUUCACUCCAUCACUCAUCUGCUCUGACACAGACUUUCCAUCAGCCCGACUCCACACUUGGACAUAAAACGCACUUUAAUUGGCUAACGCUUACGCCCCUGGAUGUUCCCUCCUAAUAAAACAUAAAACUCACUGGCAUUUGGACUUGGAAGGCUGUACCUUUGUUCCACCUGCUUCCAUUUUCAUUACUUCAAUAUGCAGUACAUCAGGCAGUUUGAAGGAAAAUGUACAGAUGCCAGCUCUGUGAGAUGUCACACACCAGAGUGCUGCUGAUGCUGCUGCUGCUGCUGCUGCUGCUGCUGAUGCUGCUGCAGGGAGUGCAAUGAUGUGCAAUUUGCGUGACAUGACCAGAAAGCAGAGCACAUGCAAUUAAUAACAGAGAUAACACUGACCACGCCCUGACCUCCUCCUGCUCCGACUCUGGUUGGUGCUAAUGGCUGCAGAUCUAUAUGUCUGAGUCACACUGUUCCAUGAUCAGUGUGUGUUUUUAUUAGAGCUGAAGGAAAGGGUGAAUCAUAAAGGCCAUGAUCUAGUGUGUGUGUGUUUUCGUGGAUCUCACUGGGCUGGACAUGAGGACGUGCUGUACUGUGGACGGAGCCAGAGGUGCCACACAGUCAGGCUGUGGUGACAGAGAGCGGCUCCAACCACAGAUGUGAUGAGAAGACAUUAGCUCUUUACACAAUGUGACCAGUGUUAAGAAUCCAACAUGGUUCUAUUUCAGAAUAUUUAUUUAUUUUUUUACUGUUGGUUGAAGUGUUUUAAUCUUUCCCUUAAAUUAACAUGGAAAAAACCCCACACCACUGAGGUGGAACUGAAGGAGGAGAGUUCAUUCAGAGGAGACACAAACAUACAAACGCAGAGAAUCACCAAGGAAUCUUUUUUUUUAAAAAAAGGACAACCUAGUGGUUUCCAAAGUAGGGGGCGUGGCACUAGUGCAGGGGCGAGGUGGCCCCUGAUUUGUAAUUGCAGUUUAAAGUUCAGCAGCCGCGGCUGCAGAUUAAUUGCUCGUUUGAGAAUGUUUUUUUCCUUAAAAAGGAAAAAGAAAGUGAUAAAUAUUCAAUUUCCUCUCUUUACAGGAGCGUAGUGGUUUAGUGGUUAAGGAAGCGGACUUGGGUCCGGAAGGACUCCUAGUGACAAAGUUUGAAGCAAGAACCGUGUCUUGAACCCACAGGACUGUGUGACUGUGUGUGGGGAGAGGAAAGUGAAGGGCAACACAUUUAGCAGCGCGGUGAGUUCCUGUGAGACCAACAUGAACAUGUCAGUACAGUUAGGUACAGUGGAUAUGACAGGUCGUUAUUUUAACAUCAUAAAACCAUCUGCACUUUUAGUGGCGUUUCCUUCUUUAAUUUAACAAGGGAUGUCUUUGAGGACGGAAUCAUAAAGAUGUAAAAAUAAAGUACACGUCCUCUCAUUAGUCUGACGUUUUUAACCCGGGCUGUGGCUGUUUAUUGGUUCAAUUACACAUUAGGCACAAAACAAAUGCUUAAAAAAGCAUUUGACACAAAGGGACUUUAUGGCUAACCAACCUGGGGGGCAGCCCCCCCCCCAUACCCCCUCCCCCGUGGGUAUCACAAGGGUGAACCCUUAUUAUACACUAUUAUUUUCCACAGUUGUUUUCAGGAACACCAAUGUUCAAAAUAAGUAAAAAAAAAGUGAAGUCAGGUCAGAUGUGGAUUUUAGGGUCAGUUUUAAUUUGUUAUGGAGAAAAUUCACUAAAAUAAAUAUCGUAGUGUGUCGGCUGUGUGACCAGGGUGUCGAACAAACAUCACUACAUCACUGUGUGUGUGUGUGUGUGUGUUUUGUGUCACUUUCCACUUCCUGUCAUCGUCAUUCUACAUAAGAAAACCACAGCCGGGUCAUGUGACCUGGUGACAGCUUCCACUUUCUGUCCUCACACACUGUAACCCUAACUCUCACGUUGGAUGAAUUUACUACUUUACUACUUGUUUCUAAGCAGAAGUCUCUGAGGAAACAGUACCAAGUAAAGUGUACAGGAACCAGAAAGAGGAAGAGGAAGAAAGCAGGCGGAGCAGUGAUGGACACAACAGACGAGCCCUUCUGCAGACCAGUCAGCGUGAAUGGCGUGUAUUCUGUGCGCUACACUGAGGAAGUUCUUCUCCCCGUCUUCAAAGACGAAAGUGUCAAGAUCACCAUGGCGUCACCGCAGCUGCCUCCUGCUACACCAAACAGCGCCCCCUGUGAUCUGUCUGAGCUCAGACUGGUCCUCUUGGGGAGGAAAGGAGUUGGGAAGAGUGCUGUAGGCCACACCAUCCUGGGAGAAGCGUCAGGGUUGGAGAGCUGGAGGCCCACGGAGGAGUGCGUGAAAAGACAAGGCAGUGUUGUGGGCAAAUCGGUGACAGUAGUGGACACACCUGGGUGGGAGUGGUACUACCCACUCAACAGCACCCCCAACUGGGUGAGGAAGGAAACUGUGAGGAGUGUAUCGCUGUGCCCUCCUGGACCACAUGCGGUGCUCCUGGUAGUUCGAGCCUGCGCCUCAGUGACGGAGGCCUACAUCAGGGAGAUUGAGGAGCACCUACAGCCUCUGGGCAGAGGAGUGUGGGAGCACACCAUGCUGCUGUUCACCAGAGGAGACGAACUGGGUCUGACCACCAUGGAACAAAGAAUCCUGACCAGUGGGCCGGCUCUUCAGAGACUUCUGCAGAAAUGUGGGAGCAGGUACCAUGUGGUGAACAACCACGACAGAGGAGACAGGACGCAGGUCCAGGAGCUGAUCAGGAAGGUGGUGCGGAUGGUGGAGGAGAAGAAAGGAGUCAGACACUUAGAGAUGGACAGUACCCUGCUGGUGGGUUUGGAGGCAGACAAGGGGAGGAGAGCCAGGGAGAGGAGGAGGAAACAGAGGCAGAUGGAGGCGCAGACCCAGAGAGGAACCAUCAGAGACGCUCUCACCAGUGACGUUCCUCAGGGAUUUGGGUUGGAUGCUCAUCAGUCCUUCUCCAAGUCUCCCAGACAACUCCACGAGAUCCGGCUGGUGCUGCUGGGUGAACGGGAAACUGGAAAGAGCGCUGCGGGAAAUACGAUCCUUGGGAAAAACAGCUUCUUCACAGCAGGCGUCGUGACGGAGGAGUGCACCAGUCAACAGGCUGAGGUGACCAGGAGGUGUGUGACGGUGGUGGACACGCCCGGCUGGGAGGCAGGAGUGGCUGGAGCAACACCAGAGAGGGUGAAGAGGGAGAUCGUCAGCAGUGUGGCCUUGUGUCCACCAGGACCCCAUGCUCUCCUACUGACUCUGAGAGUGGACACUCUGGUGAGGGCAGCACAUGUCAGGGAACACCUGGAGCUCCUGGGUGGAGGUGUCUGGAGGCACAUCAUCCUGCUGUUUACUCACGGUGACCAGCUCAGAGCGGGGGUGGACAUCCAGCAUCACAUCCAGAAUGGAGGCCGGGACCUGCAGUGGCUGCUGGAGAGAUGCAGAGGCAGAUAUCAUGUCAUCAGCAGUGUGGGUGGAGCAGGAGAUGGAGGGAGAGGAACGGUGACGGAGCUCCUGGAGAAAGUGGAGAAGGUGGCGGCGAUGAACAGAUGCGAGGCCUUCUCAAAUCUGGUGCAGGAGGUGAGAGAUCUGAGUCAACAAAGAAACCAACAGUUCAACCAGCGACUGAAGGAGAUGGGAGACAAGGUGCUGCGUCAGCAGGAGGAGCUGAGGAACAUGAAGGAGCAGGAGAUGAAGAGGCUCGGGUGGUUUUUAAACAGGAAGAAGAAGGUGAAAUCCCCUGGGAAGGUUCACCUUCAGAGAGAAGAAGAGGAGGAGGAGGAAGAGGAGCGGAGGACAGGUGAGACAAAGGCUGACUUUGGUGAACUGGAGGAGAGAAUGCGGUGGUUGGUGGAGGACAAAGAGAGAGAAAUUCAAGAUCUGAGUUUGGAAAACCAGAGAAACCUUGUGACAUUAAACCAAAACAGAGAGGAAAGAGAGAAGCUGAUGCUACAGUUGGAGCUGAGAGAGCGAGAGACAGAAGAACUGAAGGAGAGAAUGGAGGAGCAGCAGGUGAAGCUGCUGGACCUGGAACGUACUGGUGUAGAAAAGGAACAAAUGAGAAAGCAGAUGGAGGAGGCUGUUAGAGGAGAAGCUGGGAGGUGGAAGAAGGAAGUAGAAAAACUGAGAGAGACUGUGGAAGUUUUAACAGCAGAGAUGAAUGAGACUAGUAGACGCUGUGAUGCCGCUCUGAGCAGAAAAGAACAGGAACACGUCGGAGAGUUGAGAAGACUCCAGGAAGAAGUUCAGUUGGAAACAACAGAAGGCCUAAAACUGCAGCACCAGGAGGAGAUGGUCAGAAAAAUCAGUGAGCUGGAGAAACUGAUGGAGAAAACACAGGUUCAACAGCAGAGGGAAACUGUGCAGAAACUGAAGGAAAAGGAAAAAGAACUGGACAGAGUCAAGAAGAAGCAUGAAAAUGAAACAAGUCGUCUAAAAGACCUGCUUGUCAAAGAGACCGAAAAACAUUUGGAAGCAGCAGAGCGUCAAAAACGGUUCGAGCACCAAAUGAAAGAGAAAACGCUCCAGAGUAAAAAAGAGAAGGAAAUGAUUCUUUCAAACCACAACAGAGAGAAAGAAAAGGAAAUAGAGCUGUUAAAAAGGCAACACCGUGGAGAAAUGUUGGGAAAAUUAAAGGAAAUGGGAAAAGUGCAGAGAGAAAAUGAGGAAUGUGUAAAAAAUCUGCACCAAGACUACAAGAAACAAAUAAAGGAAAUGCAGGAACUAAACCAAAGUGAAGUGGAAGAGAAGGUGACGCUUUUAAAAGAAUUGAAGAAACAGCUGCAUAAAAGAGAAGCUGAAAUGACCGCCUUAGAGGAAAAGUUUUUGGACCAAUUAGAGGAAAACAUGUUAGAAAGUGAAAUAGAGAGAGAAAUAAUUCAGCAAAAUCACCAGAAACAAGUGGAACAAAAGCUGAAGGAGAAAGAGAAGGAACUGGAUGAGUUAAAAGCAGGGCACUGUGAAGAAAUGAAGGAAAGAGAGGAGGAAAUAGAGAAACUGCACACAGUCAUAGAAGGAAAGGAGGCAGAGAAGAAGGAGGCUGUGGAAAAACUAAAAGACUUGGAGGAAGAAUGGAGAAGGGAAGCAGAGGAGCAGAGAGCCUGGUUUUCAACAGAAACGCAGAAACAACUGGAGGAAAAACAAAGAGAGAUAAAAGAGAUGGAACAAAAGUUUGUGUUUCAGAUGGAGGACAAAACGCUGCAGCAUCAGAGGGAGGUGGAAAUCAAUCAUCAGAGUCACAGACAACUGGUAGAGGAGUUACAAAGUCGGCACAUCCAUGAAAUUGAGCAACUGAAGGAGGAGCUGAGGAACAUGAAGGAGCAGGAGAUGAAGAGGCUCGGGUGGUUAUUAAACAGGAAGAAGAAGGUGAAAUCCACUGGGAAGGUUGACCUUCAAAGAGAAGAAGAGGAGGAGGAGGAGGAAGAGGAGCGGAGGACAGGUGAGACAAAGGCUGACUUUGGUGAACUGGAGGAGAGAAUGCGGUGGUUGGUGGAGGACAAAGAGAGAGAAAUUCAAGAUCUGAGUUUGGAAAACCAGAGAAACCUUGUGACAUUAAACCAAAACAGAGAGGAAAGAGAGAAGCUGAUGCUACAGUUGGAGCUGAGAGAGCGAGAGACAGAAGAACUGAAGGAGAGAAUGGAGGAGCAGCAGGUGAAGCUGCUGGACCUGGAACGUACUGGUGUAGAAAAGGAACAAAUGAGAAAGCAGAUGGAGGAGGCUGUUAGAGGAGAAGCUGGGAGGUGGAAGAAGGAAGUAGAAAAACUGAGAGAGACUGUGGAAGUUUUAACAGCAGAGAUGAAUGAGACUAGUAGACGCUGUGAUGCCGCUCUGAGCAGAAAAGAACAGGAACACGUCGGAGAGUUGAGAAGACUCCAGGAAGAAGUUCAGUUGGAAACAACAGAAGGCCUAAAACUGCAGCACCAGGAGGAGAUGGUCAGAAAAAUCAGUGAGCUGGAGAAACUGAUGGAGAAAACACAGGUUCAACAGCAGAGGGAAACUGUGCAGAAACUGAAGGAAAAGGAAAAAGAACUGGACAGAGUCAAGAAGAAGCAUGAAAAUGAAACAAGUCGUGAGCAAAAUCACCAGAAACAACUGGAACAAAAGCUGAAGGUGAAAGAGAAAGAACUGGAGGAGUUAAAAGCAGGACACUGUGAAGAAAUAGAGAAACUGCACACAGUCAUAGAAGGAAAGGAGGCAGAGAAGAAGGAGGCUGUGGAAAAACUAAAAGACUUGGAGGAAGAAUGGAGAAGGGAAGCAGAGGAGCAGAGAGCCUGGUUUUCAACAGAAACGCAGAAACAACUGGAGGAAAAACAAAGAGAGAUAAAAGAGAUGGAACAAAAGUUUGUGUUUCAGAUGGAGGACAAAACGCUGCAGCAUCAGAGGGAGGUGGAAAUCAAUCAUCAGAGUCACAGACAACUGGUAGAGGAGUUACAAAGUCGGCACGUCCAUGAAAUUGAGCAACUGAAGCAGGAAAGUGAGGCGGCGAAGAGGGGUUACAGGAGAGAGAUGGAGGAGAAAGAGGGAGAGGCAAAGGAGGUGAAAACGAAUCUGAUCAGCAGAGCUGAACGACAAAUGAAGCAAGAGAAGGUGGAUCAGUAUGAGCAGGAGGUGAAGAAGAGAGAUCAGGAUGUCCAGAGAAAGGAGGAGCAGGUGGAGAGCUUGCUCAGAGUUCUUGAAGGCAAACAACAAGAGCUGAGCUUCCACGGUGAAGACCUCCAAAAGAAGGUGAAAGGUCUGAAGGAGCACAGCCAAGAGCUGAGGGACAGAGAGCACCACCUGAUCAACGAGGAGCAAGAGCUGCUCAAAUGGAAGUCAGAGCUGCAAGCGCGAGAUGAUCACAUCAACUCCACCACGCAGCAGCUGGACGAAAUGGGCCGGGACUUGACUCUGCUCAGAGAGGAGCUCCGCAAGAAGGAGGCCAACAUGAAGAUGUUCAUGGAGAAGCUGAACAAAUGGCAGCAGAGCCUCGAAGCUCGAGAAUCAGCAUUUCAGAAAAAGGAGGAAAACGGUUUAGAAAGUGUUGAGUGUGAUUCCAGCAACAACAGGAGGGUGGAAGGCAGAGGUCAGAUACAAAUGUACCAGGAGGUGAGUGAGAGAAGGGAGGAAGGAAGAGGAACGGAGUCAGAUAAAGGGGAACAGAUUAAGGAAAGGGAGGAUCUGAGGAGGAAAAUAGGAGAGUCAGCUACAAGCAGCCUCAAAUGUCAGUUUGAAACACUAAAGGAGACAGAGGUGAUGGAGGAAAGGGAAGAGAGGAGGAAGGUCCAGAGGGUCAACCAGGAUUUAUUGUUGUUUUCUCAGGGUCAGGGUCACACAGGGUCAGACAGCACAGACUCACCAGGGUCAUAUCUUAGGGUGAUGGUGUUGGGAGAGACCUGGUCACCGCGGAGUCCAGCUGGAGUCUCCGUUCUGGGUGGAGAAGAUGUGAGAUCCAAAGAGAAUGGCUCUACCUUCAGGUGUUGGAGAGGUCAAAUAGGUGGGAGGAACCUCGCCAUCGCAGAGCCCCUCGGUCUGAGGUGGAGGGACGGUCCAGACGUGGUCUGUGGUCUGCAGAAGAAGAGUCUUGUGGACAGCAGGUCCUGGUGUCACCCUGGACCUCACAUCGUUCUCCUCCUCAUACCUGCCUUCCUAACCUGCACUCAGAAGUACAGGAGAGCUCUUGAGGAGCAACUAGCUUUGAUAGGAGAAGACACUUGGCAGCGCACCCUGGUGGUGUUCACCUGGGGAGAAACUUUAGGUGUGAGUGCAGAGCAGCACAUCCUGAGGAACGGAGAACUGAUGACGCUGGUGGAGAAGUGUGAAGGCAGGUUCCAUGUUCUGUCCAACAAGAAGAAAACAACAGAGUGUGAAGAACUGUUGGAAAAGAUGGAGGCUUUGACCCGCAGGGGGCAGUGUGUUUGAAAGACUGAACAUUUGUUGAGAGAACUUUUUUUUAAUUACAUAUUUGAUAUCAAAAUAAUUUUACAUUUAUAAAACAACUUGUUUUAAUGUAUAUGUUAUAUUUAAUGCAUAUUUUAUGACAAUAAAUACAUAUUUUUGUUGAAAGUUUAAGUGAAUUGAAUUAAGUGGAAAAUAAAUGCAAAAAUAGUGUAACUGAAAUUUAAUGUCAAUGUUGAAUUAUGA